AUGGAAGCCCUACUCCAGAGCCUCGCCGGCGAGUCGUCGUCCUGCAUGACGACAUCCCUGCUGCAGCUGCUGCAGCAGAACCAUCAGCGACGGCAGCAGGAGCAGCAGCGGGAGCAGCAGACGCGUCAGCAGACGAACCUCGACGGGCAGCAGAACCCGCUCCUCCAGCAGCUCGCCCAAGCCGUCCAGGGUGAGGCGAUGCAACGGCAGCCUUCGACCCAGGCCGCAUCCGCCCCCGACGGCUCGUCGACCGAGCAGCAGCAGGCGGCCAUGGCGAGCCUCGUCCGCAACCUCAACGCCAACCCGAGCCUCGCCGCGCCGCUCCUCCAGAUCCUCGAAGAGGCGCAGGAUGCGCAGAGGCAGGCCGACCGGGACGCCCGGCGGCGGCAGGACGCUCUCGGGCCGCGCCAGAUCCCCAACCCGCCCGAGUCGAUCGAGUACCCGACCAUGAGCGCGCUGCUCGACGGCCUCAACGCCUUCUACCGCGACCACGGCGCGGCCGUCGUCAAGAAGUCGGCGUCCAACUACCGCGUCUUCAACGGCAAGAAGCAGCCGUCCUACUACUCGGUCCACUGCGACCGCGGCCCGAAGCGUCCGUCGUCGAGCAAGGGCGCGCGCCGGGCCUCGAGCACCAAGCUCGACUGCCCCUUUCGCAUCGUCGCCGCCGCCACGGCGAAGCACAACUUUAGCUGGAAGUACCGCGUCGUCGUCGCCGAGCACAACCACGGACCCUCCGAGGGACCGGCCGCCCACGCCAUGCAUCGCAGGAGAACGCCGGCCCAGAAGGAGCUCAUGGCCAAGCUGUCGCACUACGACGCCCUCAAGGCCCGCGACGCCGCCGAGAUUGUCCGCACCGCCGCCGGCGGCUCGGCCUUUUUCACCGCAAAGGACGUCUACAACGACCGGCAGCGAGCGAGGAAGGACGCCGGCAUCUCCAAGAACAGGAAGCAGCAGCAGCGGCGGCGGGUGGAGGAGGAGCAGCAGCAGCAGCAACAGCAGCAGCAUCGACACGAGGGGCAGCAGCAGCCGACGGCACGACAACAAGAACAACAAGAACAACAGCCGCAACGGGAACAGCAGGAGGACUAA
Molecule: messenger RNA, 1089 nt
Organism: Drechmeria coniospora
Lineage: Eukaryota; Fungi; Ascomycota; Sordariomycetes; Hypocreales; Ophiocordycipitaceae
Exons: 1
Coding region: 1-1089 (362 amino acids)
Source: RefSeq, a predicted model, not a curated record